This is a messenger RNA of Dryobates pubescens (Downy woodpecker), 11296 nucleotides long. It is a transcript of the gene NSD1, whose product is annotated as nuclear receptor binding SET domain protein 1. Gene Ontology annotation, cellular component: nucleus; chromatin. Gene Ontology annotation, biological process: regulation of DNA-templated transcription. The coding region runs from base 158 to 9070 and encodes 2970 amino acids. Gene Ontology annotation, molecular function: protein binding; histone H3K36 methyltransferase activity. Lineage: Eukaryota; Metazoa; Chordata; Aves; Piciformes; Picidae. The transcript is spliced from 23 exons. The record is from RefSeq and is a predicted model, not a curated record.
CAGCCAGGCCGUGGGCACCCGGGCGCCGCUUCACCGGCAGGCGAGACGAGGCACGGCACAGCGGGCACCCCGGAGGGGCGACAGCUCAGCCCGCCGGUGCACGGGAGGGCGACGAGGGGAGCGCGGCCGGGGCACCGAGCCCGGACCGCGGCGGACAAUGGCAGAGGGUGACUCGAGUACGCCGGGGGCGGGCGGCGGCCCUCGACCCCCGCCCCGCUGGCUGCCCAUUGGGACCGAGGCUGGAACUGGGACCAGGGCCGAGGCGGGGCGGGCGGCCCAAGCCGCUGGGCAACAGCCACCGCCCGUCGGCUGCCCCGCCGGGGCGCAGGGCCCAGCCGACUCCAUUUUGUUGGCGCCCGCUCCGCUGCCGCACGCAGGCCCCGCGGCCGACGACGCGGAUUGGGGGAGUGUCGGGCGGCGGCCAACUGGGGCGCCGGGGCCCUCAGGUGGAUGCUCGCGGCCCGGCAUGGAGCAGGCCUGCGAAGUGAGCCGCCGCAGUUGCCUCGUCCCCUUCGGCACCUCGCUGGCGGUCGCCGAGGCCAAAGGCGGCCCCUUCGGCGAAGGCCGCGGCAACGAGCCGCCGGCCAUGCAGCUGGCCACUGCUAAGUCUGUCUACAGCCAGGACCCUUCGUCCUGCUACAUCCCGCUGCGCCGGCUGCAGGACUUGGCCUCCAUGAUCAACGCCGAGUAUCUCGGUGGUGCCGCCGACGGCGCUGAGGCCCUGCCCGACCCCAGCUCGCCACCCCCACGUCUUUCUGCACAGCAGGACCCAGCGGCAGGCGCUGACGGACCUGGCCCAGCGGUCGAGGCGCCCCACGGGGCCCUGGCCUUCCCUCUGCUCCUACGGGACAGCGGGGAGGAGGUGGCGGCGGAGGAGGAGGAGGAGGGCACCGAGACGCCGGAGGAGGAGGAGGAGGAGGAGGACGACGACGACGACGACGACUACGAGGAGGAGGAGGAGGAAGAAGAGGAGGCGGUGGACGGGGAGGAGGAGGUGGCGGCCGAGCCCGGCUCGCAGAGUCGAGGCCACCCCGGGCCGCAGCAGGACCCGGGCAGCCCGCUGCCGCCCCGCUUGCAGCCAGCCGAGCUGGUAUCGACGACGGUGCCGGACGGCGGCCCCGGGGAGAAGCCGGAGCCUUCCGCCACCGCCGCGGCGACGGCCCUGCAGCUCAUCCGAGCCAAGAAGAAACCUACUCCAGUGAAGUAUGAAGUUGGGGAUCUUGUUUGGGCCAAGUUCAACAGACGCCCAUGGUGGCCAUGCACAGUUUGUCAUGACCCAGUGCUGGACUGUCACUCAAAAAUGAAAGUUUCCAAUCGGAGGCCAUACCGAGAGUACUAUGUGGAUGCCUUAGGAGAGCCUUCAGAGAAAGCCUGGGUUGCUGGGAAAGCAAUUGUCCUCUUUGAGGGAAGACAUCAGUUUGAAGAGCUGCCUGUUCUUCGGAGAAGAGGAAAGCAAAAGGAAAAAGGCUACAAACAUAAGGUUCCCCAAAGAUUUAUGGCUAAAUGGGAAGUCAGUGUUGGACAGGCAGAAGACCUUCUUCUCGGGGGGCCAGAGGAUCAGAAGUGCAGCCAGAACUCCAGCGAGCCGGACAGCGAGAAGGAAUUGCAGUCGGAAUACUAUGCCAACGGCCCUGGAGCAGAAGGGGAGGGGCAGCUGAAUGGCUGUUUUAAAUCCUUGGCAUUUGACUCCAGACACCUGCCCAGUGAAAAAGGAAAAUUGCACAUUAAGCCACACGUCAAAAAGAGCUCCGACAGCAGAAAAAGGACUAGAGUAAAAAAGAGUGGUGCAGGAAGGGAAGCAUCUAGGGGAGAAAUCAAAGUAAAACCACCAGAGAGCAUAGUUAAAAACAUGAUUGCUGGGGACCUACCAGAUAAGCACGCAUCACAUGAACUUCGACGGAUUGCCAGCAGUCUAACAGCAUCCAGUGGCACCAGGGAAAACCAUUUGCUUUCCUCCUUUGGAGAAAGACAUUUUGAAAAGACAACUUUGAAACCGGACUAUGAGAACUGUAAAAACGAUGCUCUGAAGAACACCCUCCAAGGGGACUUGUUUUCUAGUGCAUCCUUGGAGCGAGAGAAGAGCUCCCUGGGCAUUGUGUGCAGUUCCAAAUUACAAAUACACUAUUCUGCAUCUGAUACUGGUAUUGAGAAAAAGCAAACUGAAUCAGAUUCAUCCUCUUCCCUCUCAGAUGGCGGGAACAGUGAUGUAGAUACCAUGGACCAAAGUUCAGAGAGAGCCUUUAGCGCUCUUGAAGUUAGUGAUUCUUCAGAUAAAGUGGAGAAGGAAUUUCCCAUGACAUCCAGUGGCAACAUGAAGCUUUCCAUGUGUCUUCCUCAGAAGAGCAACAUAAGGGCCAGGAAGAAGUCGUACCGGGAUCGCAAACCUCUGGGAGGUUCAGUAACGAGCAGACUUGAUGCUGGAUUUGCAGAUCGGGGGAUUGAAGUAGGUUUCUCUGAGGCCGAGAUGUCAUUGACGGCUCUUGAGUGCUCCUCAAAUGUGAGAAAUGACAGUCUUUCCCUUCCAAAGAAGCACACUACUCCCCAAAGUGCUUCCAAGGACAGCUCCUGGCCUGCUGUUGCAAAUCAAGCGACCUUAAAACCGAAAAGCAUGAAAUUGCCCCGAAUCAGGAGUAUAAAAUGCAAACAUAAAGAAAAAGUUGCUGGGUUGCAGCCUUCUCUUGCCGAAGAGGAGGGUGGUGUGAAUCGCUGCUCUUCCGUUACCAAAGGUUUCUCUGGCCUUCAGAAAGAUUCUGUUCAGAGAAGCAGAAAAGCCGAUGGCCAGAAACUGUUGAACAACUUGCAUGAGAAAACCAGGGAUUCUGCUGAAAUAGAAACAGCUGUGGUGAAACACGUCUUGUCCGAGCUGAAGGAGCUGUCUUACCGCUCCAUCAACGAUGACGCUGGCGAUUCCGAUGCCCCGAAGGCUGCACCUUUACUUUUCUCUUCCGCCUCUGGUCAUGGUCGAUUGCCUAUUGAGCCAGAUUACAAAUUCAGCACCUUGUUAAUGAUGUUGAAGGAUAUGCAUGACAGUAAGACAAAAGAGCAACAACUGAUGACUGGUCAAAAUAUAGUCCCCUUUCGAAAUACCAGCACGGCUGAUGGUUCUGGAAGCAAUUCUGCGAGUGGUCUAAAGUCCUUGUCUAUUGUAGGUCCCCCAUAUAAAAUAGAAAAGAAUGGAGAUUGUGUCCAGGAAACAGCAAAUCCCAACUCUGCUAUAAGCAACUCCUCACUUCCACGCAGUCCUCCAGCCAACGUGACAGGGGUUGGUACUGGUAAAAAGGAGCCCGUGAGUGCUGCUAUUUCUGGGACAAACGGCACAAAUUGUGUGCCCAAACGCAACUGUGCAAAAUCUAAGCAGUCAUCAAAGCUUGGAGAUAAAACAGUUUCAAACAGAAAGGACUUAAAACCAGGAGGGCCAAGUAAGUUGCUCAGUCGGUUAUCCAGAGAUUCAGGAGAACGUGCAUUCCGUGUUCGUGGUUCAGUUACCAGUCCUCUAGGUAAUGAAGCAGAAGAUACUGAGAGGAAAGAGUCUAUUGAUUUAACAGAACAUUCAACUGAUGAAGAGUCUGCCUGUUUAUCUGAUGACAAUUUAGGUCGUGUUGGAAGGAGACCUGAAGCUGGUAGAAAUAUUGAGAGCUGCACUUCAGCUGAAAAUGGGGAGAGUCCAGACUUGGAUUCAGAGGCAAAUAGUGAGAGCUCUCUUGGUGAUGAGUCUAAUGAUGUAAAUCACGUAGCACCGAAAAAGCGAUGGCAGCGUUUUAACCAAAGCAGUGCUAGAUCUAAUAAGCACACCAAUAGAUCUAGGGAACAAGGAAACUUGGAGAGUGCCUUUGGCCUGAAUUCUCGUGGCUUUUCACUGAAGGGAAAUGAGUGCUUGGGACGUAGGCAUUCCCCUCAUCCAAAGGUGCUUGAGGGAGACCUGACAGAGCAGGACUAUGAGAAUCAUUUAGACUUAGUUGAGAAGCAUUUGAAUGUAUGUGGUAAGCCAAACAACAGUGUGAUGGACUCAGAAACAGAGCUUGGCAACUUUGCUCCCCAGUCUGAAUUCUCUGCACAAGCACAUUCAGAGAGGAAGCGCCUUAGAAAGCCAAGCAAACGGCUUCUGGAAUAUGCAGAAGAAUAUGAUCACUUAUUUGCACCCAAGAAAAAAUCAAAGAAGGGCCAAGAGCAAUUGCAAAAGGUGAAUUCUGUGGCGAGGUCUGAAUUUGAAGGAGGUCUUCCUGCACAAUGCAGUCCUGACAGAGAUGCCCAGCGGGAGACAAGUCCUUUGGUUUCAACUCCAUCUUCAUCCAAAGAGUCCCCUCCCAUCCUUGAAGCGGAGCGCCCCUUCUCAGAACUAGGAUCCCGUUCUGCUGAUCCCACUGAUCAGCUUGUAGAACAACCUUCAGAUUCCCCAGAACUGGUGCUGUCUUCCUCAGAUGUUUCUGAAGUUUCUGCUUCUCCAGAUGCAGAAGAGAGAUUUCUGAAAUCAGGAAACUUUGAAAGCAAGCGUCAGCGGAAGCCCACGAAAAAGCUCUUGGAAUCCAAUGAUUUGGACACUGCCUUUAUGCCAAAGAAGGAAGAGUGGACUCCCCCAAAGAAGGGUGUUGGCCCUUCGGAGAGUGACAGUUCUGAGCUCUACUCGCCAGCCCACUUCUCGGAUCUGGCAGAAGCCUCUGAAAAGCUCUUGGAGAAGCAGCGGAAGCGGAAGCGACAGCGUCACCCCUCUGCUGCAGUGCACCCCAAAAAGGAGAGGAAUGAGAUGCGGCUGAGGGUCACCCCACACUCAGAGGGGGAGGCACUGGUUCAUGGGACUGCUGUAAGCCCCAAAGAGGGUAACGAAGAGGGGUCAGAGAACGACCAUGGAGUGCCUUCGUCUAAAAAGAUGCAGGGGGAGCGUGGAGGAGGAGCAGCUCUCAAGGAGAACGUGUGUCAGAUCUGCGAGAAGCCAGGGGAGUUGCUGCUGUGUGAGUCUCAGUGCUGUGGUGCUUUCCACCUGCAGUGCCUUGGGCUCUCCGAGAUGCCAAAGGGCAAAUUCAUCUGCAAUGAGUGUUCCACAGGGGUCCAUACCUGCUUUGUAUGCAAGACCUGCGGGGAAGAUGUGAAACGGUGCUUGCUGCCCCUCUGUGGGAAGUAUUACCACGAAGCCUGCAUACAGAAGUACCCCCCCACAGUCAUGCAGAACAAGGGCUUCCGAUGCUCCCUGCACAUCUGCAUGACUUGUCAUGCUGCUAACCCAGCAAACAUCUCUGCCUCUAAAGGUCGCUUGAUGCGCUGCGUGCGGUGCCCGGUUGCCUACCACUCCAACGACUUCUGCCUUGCUGCUGGCUCCGUGGUCCUCGCCUCCAACAGCAUCAUCUGCCCCAAUCACUUCACUGCACGGAGGGGCUGCCGCAACCACGAGCACGUCAACGUCAGCUGGUGCUUCGUCUGCUCGGAAGGGGGCAGCCUUUUAUGCUGUGAGUCGUGCCCGGCUGCGUUUCACCGUGAGUGUCUAAACAUUGAGAUGCCAGAGGGAAGCUGGUAUUGUAAUGAUUGCAAGGCAGGCAAAAAGCCACACUACAAGGAAGUAGUCUGGGUGAAAGUUGGGCGCUACAGGUGGUGGCCAGCUGAGAUUUGCCAUCCUAGGACAAUUCCUGUCAACAUCCAGAAAAUGAAACAUGACAUUGGCGAAUUCCCUGUGCUGUUCUUUGGCUCCAAGGAUUACCUGUGGACCCACCAGGCCCGAGUGUUCCCUUACAUGGAAGGUGAUGUCAGCAGCAAAGACAAGAUGGGGAAGGGCGUGGAUGGCAUAUACAAGAAAGCUCUUCAGGAAGCUGCAGUGAGAUUUGAAGAAUUGAAGGCACAAAAAGAAUUAAGACAGCUCCAGGAAGACAAAAAGAAUGACAAGAAACCUCCUCCCUACAAACACAUCAAGGUGAACCGGCCAGUGGGCAAGGUGCAGAUCUUCACUGCAGACCUGUCCGAGAUCCCACGCUGCAACUGCAAGCCAACAGAUGAGAACCCCUGCGGCCUGGACUCGGAGUGCAUCAAUCGCAUGUUGCUCUAUGAGUGCCACCCCUUGGUGUGCCCUGCUGGCGAGCGCUGCCAGAACCAGUGCUUCUCCAAGCGGCAGUACCCUGAGGUACAGAUUUUCCGCACGCUGGCACGAGGCUGGGGCUUGCAAGCCAAAACAGACAUCAGAAAGGGUGAAUUUGUCAAUGAGUAUGUUGGGGAGCUAAUUGAUGAAGAGGAGUGCCGAGCCCGAAUCCGCUAUGCUCAGGAGCAUGACAUCACCAAUUUCUACAUGUUGACACUGGAUAAGGAUCGGAUCAUCGAUGCUGGGCCGAAGGGCAAUUACGCUCGGUUCAUGAACCACUGCUGCCAGCCAAACUGCGAGACUCAGAAGUGGUGUGUGAACGGCGACACCCGCGUCGGGCUCUUUGCACUCGUGAACAUCAAAGCUGGGACUGAGCUGACUUUCAACUACAAUCUGGAGUGUUUGGGAAAUGGCAAGACCGUUUGUAAGUGUGGUGCCCCAAACUGCAGUGGCUUCCUAGGAGUACGGCCAAAGAGCCAACCCACUGUCACUGAGGAAAAGUCCAAGAAGCUAAAGAGACGGCCGCAGAUGAAGCGCCGGUCGCAGGCGGAGGUGAUGAAGGAGCGAGAGGAUGAGUGCUUCAGCUGUGGGGACGGGGGGCAGCUGGUUUCUUGUAAGAAGCCAGGCUGCCCCAAGGUAUACCAUGCGGACUGCCUCAACCUGACCAAGAGACCUGCAGGAAAAUGGGAGUGCCCAUGGCAUCAGUGUGAUGUGUGUAGUAAGGAAGCCGCCUCCUUCUGUGAGAUGUGCCCCAGGUCCUUCUGCAAGCAGCACCGGGAAGGCAUGCUCUUCAUCUCUAAGCUGGAUGGACGUUUAUGCUGCACAGAGCAUGAUCCCUGCGGGCCCAACCCUCUAGAGCCGGGAGAAAUUCGUGAGUAUGCGCCUCCCAUAGAAGCCCUGGCUGAUGGUGAGGACACCCAACCACCAGAGCAGCCACCUGCAGACACAGACCUGAGUGUUCAGCCUGUGGACAGCCUACCUCAGCCUGUGGCGCUCAGAUUGCAGUCACCAGAAAAGCCUCCUGCUACCCUAGCGCUGAGGCUGCCACCAACAGACAAGCCCCCCACCACCGUAGCCCUGAAGUUGCAGCCGUCAAACAAGCCCCCCACCACCCUGGCCCUUAGGCUACCUCCACCAGACAAACCACCUGCCACCCUGGCACUGAGACUGCCACCAUCAAAUAAACCCCCCACAACCUUGUCACUGAGGCUGAAGCCAUCCAACAAACCCCCCACCACCCUGUCGCUCCGGCUGCAGCCUUCAGACAAACCUCCCACCACCCUGUCACUCCGCCUGGAGCCGUCGGACAGGCCCCAGGCUGCCCUGUCCCUAAGGCUGCAGCCAGAGAAGGAGCCUGUCAUCUUGGCACUGAAGCCUCAGGAGCCUGACAAACCUCCUACCAACUCAGUGCUGUGGCCGCUGGAUGAGGCCUCCAGUGAGGAUGCCUCACAGCCUCAUCUGCAGAGCAAAUCUCCAGGAACUCCACCAUUGUUGGACGAGUCACUUGUUAGUGCUGGUGCCCUGCAGCUCCAGCUGUCAGAUGAGCCUGAGGCUGCCCCUGGGGUUUUGGGGUUAUCACCCAACUCUCUAAUUGACACCAGGACCCAGCAGUCUGAACUGCUGGAUGAGUUCCCAACAAAAUGUGUGCACCCACAACUGUCAGACAGACUUCUCGCCACGGUGGAGACCCUGCAGUCCGAACCAGAGGACGAGCCUCCUGCCGACGAUCAGCUUCAGCCAUUGGACAAAAUCUCUGCUCAGAGCCUGCAGCUUCGGUCUAUGGAAAAGGCUUCCAGCUCUGUGGAACCACCGGUCCCAGAACUGGAGAUGGCACCCAGUCCUGGCAUCCUGUGGCCUCUGCCCCUUGAAAAAGUCCCUGGCUCCCCAGUCUCAAGGGUCCUGCCAAUGGAGGCGGCUUCGGGAUCAGCUGUGCCACGAACCCCAUCUCCAGAGAAGGCUUCCUUCUCUGGGCUAGCACGGGUCCCAUCCACAGAGAAUGUUCCCAGCUCUGGGGUGCCAUGUCCCCUGCCUCUGGAGAAGGCUCCUGCCUCAGGGAUGCCACGGGUGCUGCCCACAGAGAAGGCUUCAAACUCGGGGCUGCCACGGCCCCUGCCUCCAGAGAAGACUUCUGGCUCUCGGUCACCACACGUCCUGCCCGUGGAGAAGGCUCUUGGCUCAGGGGCCUUGAGGAUCCCACUCACACAGAAGGCUCUCACCCCCGGUAUGCUGCGGCCUGUGCCUCCAGAGAAGGCUGCCGACUCUGGGGCCCUGCGGGUCCUGCCUCCAGAGAAGGCUCUUGGCUCUGGAGUGGCUCGGCCUCAGCUCUUGGAGAGGCCUCUCACCCUUACAGCCCCGUGGCCUCAGGCAUCAGAUAAGCUGGCUGCUGCUGUGGCUCCUCGGCCUCAGGCCUUGGACAAGCCUCUGGCUAUGUCAGCUCCAAGGCUGUUGCUGUCAGAGAAGGCACUGCGGCCCGUCGACCAGAAUGCUCAGCUGAAGGAGAGAGGAGCCUCAGCCGUGGAGCUGAGUCCCCAGCAGAAAGAGAGGACCAUGUUAGCUGGUGAGCAAAUCUCUUGGUCUGCUGGGAAAGCAGUGACACAUGUCGGACAGGUCUCUUGGCCUAUAGAGAAACUACAGACGCAUGAGCAAACUCACUGGCCCACUGCAAAAGCCCUGACGCCUGCAGAGCAGCCUCCUCGGACAGCAGAGAAACUACCAGAGCCGACCCUUCAGCCCAGCUGGGAAGUUGCCUCAGCCCCUGCAGAGCAAACCCCUUGGACAUCAGAGAGAUUGUGUGCGUUCGAGCAGACCCCUCGGCCAGCCAGGGAAGCGCCGGUGCCCCCGGAGCAGAUGCAGUGGCUUGUGACAAACAUUCAGACAAUUGACCAGAUUUCUUGGCUGAGUGGAAAACCACAGACUCCUCGGGGGCAGGACCCUUUGCCUGAACAAAACACAGCGCUGGCCCGUAACCAGGAUUCUGUCUGUCGUGAGUUGGCCGACUCAGAGCCAAAGUGAGGUUGGUGAAUAUGGGAGGCAGGUUUCAGUCUUUUAAUGUUUAGGGAGGGGGAAUCUUUGUUUUAUUUUGUUUUGGGUUUUUUUUCAUUCACUUCCCUGAGCCCAGCCCCUGACCCGUGCACAUCACAUCCAUAUUCUCUUGUGACAUGAGCAAGGACAUUCUCUAAGCCCAAGUGUGGCCCAGCCAAAGGGAGAGAGCAUUCGUGACCUUUUCUUUUUUACAAACAGUGAAGCUGCUGAAAUAAAGAGUCCACUCCGGGUAAAAAUCACUUAAUUCCAUUGAAAUGGUCACAUUUUACUGAUUCAGUGUGUUCAAGCUCCAGCUCUGAUUUGUAGGGGGUUCCCAGGUACAGCUAGGGAGCUUGCUCUUCAUGCAAAGGAAGCAGAUCAGUCUGGGACUGGAGAUGUUUCAGGGGUCAGGCAGUGAGCAGUCAGGUGUAUGCCCUUGCCAUGCUUUGGUAGAAGCAGGAAAGGGGUUUAUUUCUUGUCUGCCUGGGGUCUCUCCCUACAGGGUGUUGUUCUGUGAGGUUUGUCCAUAUGCUCGCUGGGAUGUGCUGUGUGCAUGGUUCACUGAAGGACAGGUAUCAUCUCCAGCCAAGCUGGGAGAGGAGCCCUCUGUGCUCACGCAGUGCAGUUUUCUCCAGCAACAGGCAAUAUCCAUUUGGGCUUCUUUGUACAAAGCAGCAUCUGGCCAAGCCCAAGAAACAGGGAAUCUGAAGGAGUUCAGGGAAAAGAGUUCUUGGAAGAAACCAUCUGGCUUUUUUUUGUUCUUAUGUGUUAAUCUUUUAGCACAGGACACACAGUGUUUCCUGCACUUAAAAAGCAUUGUGACCUAUGAAACAGCAAUAGGAGCAUAGGGCAGGGUGAGUUUCCCCAAGGUGCUGAGCACCACCCUGGCAGGGUGGUGGUGCUCCCUUUCAAAUUUCCAUCCAGUCUAUUCUUCUGUUGUCACCAUGAGCCUGCAGACUGAGCAGUUUUUCUCCCCUUACCUCAAACGUGUUCAGGACAUGUCUCCAUCACACCUGGUCUUCUCAGCAGCAGGACGUGCUGCCGGGCAGCGAGCAAAGCCUGUUCCGUUCACUACACAGCAUGGAGGCAAGAUGGCCAUAGCUGUCAGGACCCACCUCAACACCUUCCUCUUGGGUAGCUUCUGGCCUAACUCUUCUACAACCAAAGGAGACUUGAAUUAACUGGACUGUGUUGGUGUGCAUGUGUGUGUGUGCGUGUGUCCUUCCAACUGAAUAGUAGUUCUCACACUGGAACGCAGUGGGCUCCAGCAGCUGGCUGGCUUUCUUUUUUCCCCCCUCUUUUCCAGUUAAGAUGCUUAGCACCUGGUUUUGCCAGGCUGGUGUCCAGACUAGGCCUGCUGAAAGCCAUUUACUCAAGCUUUGAGGCAGAAAUUCACUUGGCUAUGGUACUCAUGAGGCAAUCAGUAGAAUCCUAGGGACUUGCAGAGUAGCAUUUGCGACCACCAGCACCCUCGCUGGAAGGACAGGCCUCCCUGGGUGACAUGGCUCAGUCUGGGUGGGUUCUUUGUCCUGCCAAGGAAGCACUGCUGACCAGCUCACUCACCCACUCUCACAGCAUAUUACCUCUGUGGUUUGCCAAUCCAGGUGCCACAGCCUCAGGUCUCCAUGCCUGCCACCAGACCCUUGCGCAGCUCCAGUGUAUCAUUCUCCAGACACACCCUUGGGUCCCUGCCUGGAAAGGGAACAUGGGGUUUGAGGCUGACCCUCUUCCUCUGUUAUGGGAGCAGGUCCUUGUUCCCACCUGGUUUGCAAGUGCCUGCUGCUGCCAGAGCAGAUGGUGAUGAGCUUUGCAGUUUUCUAUGAAGGGAGGCAGACACUUGUACUGAGACAAAUCCUGACCCAUUCUCCUUUCCUGAUGUGAGCACCCCAAGACAACACCCUGCUGUAAAGGCCAGGUGUGCUGGGCAUGAGGGGACGUUACCAGUGCUAUGGUGCAUCUCUUUUCUAGUCCAAAUCAUUUCAGAUCCUUUGUAGAAUAGCUGUUGACUUCAAAAGCUUUGUGGCUUAUGGAAACUUACUGUUUAAUGUUGUUUUUUUCCGGGAAGACUGGCAGGUCAGUUUCUGCUCGCUGCUGAAACUGGGGAAAUGCAAGCAGCUUGUGUUUCUGUGUGACUCCUGCACAAAGGGAAUCAGGACAACUCCUCAGAGCCGUUGAGAGAGAAGAUAACCUAAGGGCAUUCAUAACUUUUUUUUUUUU